Messenger RNA from Aspergillus terreus NIH2624, 726 nucleotides. Its product is annotated as complex I NDUFA5 subunit family protein. Lineage: Eukaryota; Fungi; Ascomycota; Eurotiomycetes; Eurotiales; Aspergillaceae. Gene Ontology annotation, biological process: respiratory electron transport chain. The transcript is spliced from 3 exons. The record is from RefSeq and is a predicted model, not a curated record. The coding region runs from base 1 to 726 and encodes 241 amino acids.
AUGCGGUCCACUCUCCGACUGUUCGCCAACGUGAAGGCGGCCCGGUAUCUUGAGCCGUUCGCUCCUACCGGUAUCACCGGCUUGAACACCCACCCUCACCCCCGCCCGACCUUGAUCUAUCUGUACACACAUACUUUGCAAAAGUUGAAAGCCUUCCCCGAGACUUCUGUCUACCGCCAGUCCACCGAGGCUCUGACCCGUCACCGCUUGCAAAUUGUCGAAUCGACGAAGCCCCCCGGCUAUGAGGCUUGGUUGGAGCGCGUGAAGAAGGCCGUCGCCGCCGAACCCGAACGUUUUGCUUCUCUUCGUCGCUCCGAUGGCUCGUACGCCGCUUUCAUGCGGGAUGACGGUAGCGACAACCCCCGCGGCGAGGAGUGGGACGGCGAGAAGAUCGAGCCUACUACCGAAGGCCCUGCUCGUACGCCAGAGGAAGAGGCUCGCUGGGCCAAGGCCAUUGAAGAGUCGAUUGCUGCGGAGGCUAAGGAAUCGGAUUUCCAAACCCAGGCGAUGAAGUGGGAGAACGAGCCUGCUCUUGAGGCUGAGCAAAUUGCCGAUAUUGAGAAGCAGAUUGGUGCUGGUCUCAUAGAGGAGGUCAUCCAGGUCGCCGAGGGUGAGCUGAAGCUUGUGGAUGAGAUGUACAAGUCUAAGGCGUGGGAGGAACUUGAGGAGAAGCCCGCUCCGGGCCAGUGGACCUACUUCGAGCGCAACCCCUCCGGCUCUUCGUAG